AUGACUUCUCAUUUCCAUAAUAAGUAUCAUCAUAGUGCUUAUAUCAGACAGUUCAUUAGCAAAUCUUCACAUGUUGACAGAUUCACAUUCACUGAUGAUAGUGAACCUGAUGUGAAAUCAUUGAUCAAGAACUUGAAGAACAUAAUAAUGAAGAAAUUACUUAUAUUAUGUAUGACUGAGUCUUCUGUGUCUUCUCUUGCCUCUUCUACUGCUUCUUUCUCUGCUGCUUCUCUCUCUGUCUCUUUCUCUGCUGCUUCUCAAUCUUCUACACUUGCCUCUGUGUCUGGUUCUCCCGCUCCCGCUACCUCUGUUCUCAUAAUCUCUGGUUUUACUGUCUCUGCUUUCAUUACCAGCUCUCCUCAUUUCAAGGAGAUGUUGUGUAGGCUUAAUAAACCAUGUCUCUCAAGAAUCAUUUCUCUUCUCAACAGGGUCAAGAUUAAAAUUGUUAUGAGUUUUAUUGUGUAUGAAGUUGUGAUGUUCACAGACAUCAAGAAACUUUUUAUAACUAUUAAAUUCAAUAUUGUGAUUGCUUCAGCAUCAGAGACUAUUCUCAUCAAAGAUGACAAUGCUGCUAAGACUACUCUCUUUCACUCUUAA
This is a messenger RNA of Blastomyces dermatitidis ER-3, 597 nucleotides long. RefSeq lists its product as uncharacterized. The record is from RefSeq and is a predicted model, not a curated record. The transcript has 5 exons. NCBI's taxonomy places the organism in Eukaryota, Fungi, Ascomycota, Eurotiomycetes, Onygenales, Ajellomycetaceae. Bases 1 to 597 code for a protein of 198 amino acids.